AUGGGCCGUACUGCUGCAUCCCGCACUAUAGCCUCGAGGGGCUCGUCAACUGCGGUUUCAAAGAGAAAGCGUGCUGUCAAGAAAGAAUCGAUUCCAACUCCGGCGAAGAGCUCUCGCAAAGGAACUAAAACAAGCUCAGCAGCCAGCUCAGAUCCAACGAAUGCUCUCGAUGAUCCAGAAAAUGUCAACCAGAGUAAGAAAGCCAGAAGCUCGAAGGGCAAAGAGACAGGAGAGCAGGCCUCUGAACGCCGCGCCCGAAGAUUUCGCAAGGCACCCCCAAAGAGCUUCCAGGAACGUUUAGAGCGUGCAGUUACCCAGCGCAUGUUCGUGGUUGGACAAACUGUUGAUGGCGCGGAUGGAGUCCCGGAGAUGAAGUUUGAUAUGGUUGGGUCGACUGGGAACUUGUACAGGACAACCAUUGGGAAGGAACCGACCUGCAGUUGUCCUGAUGGUGCGAAGGGGAACCAAUGCAAGCAUAUCUGCUACGUCCUAGUCAAAGUCCUAAAAGCUCCCAUACAUCUGCAAUACCAGCUGGCAUUCCUCUCGACGGAACUGUCCGAGAUUUACGAAAACUCCCCCCUCCGUCACGUCAAGGAAAAGGCCGAAGAAUCCGAGACAGAUGGGAAGCGCAAACCAGUGGAGGGCGACUGUCCGAUCUGCUUCAUGGAGUUUGAACCCGGCAAGGAGAACAUCAUAUGGUGUCGAGCGGCGUGCGGGAACAAUGUCCAUGCCAACUGCUUUCAGAAGUGGGCUGCCACCCAGAACUCGCGAGGAGUCCGAUGCGUUUAUUGUCGCUCCCCUUGGCAAGUCGAAGAUGCCGACGGCAGAGUCGGAAUGGACCUGGAACAACUCCGCACGCAGGGCCAAGUCGGGGAAGACGGAUAUAUCAAUGUGGCAAGCCAAAUGGGCAUGUCUGGUGAACGUGACUAUUCAACAUAUCAUCAGCACUGGGUGCGCCGACAAUUCUCUCGCUCUGGCUGGCGUAACAGCUAUGCGUACAACUACGACGAAGAUUAUUAG
Messenger RNA from Aspergillus calidoustus, 1020 nucleotides. The record is from the annotation of a GenBank genome assembly. Lineage: Eukaryota; Fungi; Ascomycota; Eurotiomycetes; Eurotiales; Aspergillaceae.